This is a messenger RNA of Guillardia theta CCMP2712, 2031 nucleotides long. RefSeq lists its product as hypothetical. NCBI's taxonomy places the organism in Eukaryota, Cryptophyceae, Pyrenomonadales, Geminigeraceae. The transcript is spliced from 22 exons. The record is from RefSeq and is a predicted model, not a curated record. The coding region runs from base 1 to 2031 and encodes 676 amino acids.
AUGAGCUCGAGAUCCAAUGGAGCGAAGAGCCCCAAGUCAAGGAUUGAAGCAGCUCUUAUCAGCCGAGCUGUUGACCUUCAUGCUAGUCCGCUGAAGAGGAGGAUCGCCAGCCCUGAGCGAGUGAAGGCACAAAGUGCAGCCCGAGUCUCAGAGGAGGGAGAAGAUUCUCCGGAUCAAGGCGACGAGGGCUACAUGUGGCCCCUCCUGGGCAGCAAGCAUUCACAGGAUGAAAUAUCUGAGCAUUUCUGGGGCGAUGCUGUGAGGAGAAUGCACUUGUUGGAGCAGGAAAACCGAGAGAAGACGUUUGAAAAGGCCAAGAAUUUGUUUGAGGCCCACGCGAGGAAAGAAUCCAACCACCCCCGCAGUCAGGAGCCAUUCCUGCCUAAACUGAAACUUCAUGGACUGAAUCGUAACAAAUCCAUCAGUUUAGAAUCCUUAAUCACUCCCAGGGGCGUGAACGUCGCGAAAAUGCAGAGGCUUGUAUCGGCAGACACUUCGUUCGAGUCGCAGACAAGUUCGAAUGAUUUUCGUGCUUCGAUGUCUCAAAAGUGGACUCAACCCAUGAAGACCGCGAGAACAUUUCGGGAGCUGAAGGAGGAAGACCAAGAAGCAAUGUCGACACUGCUCAGGUCCAGUUUGCGCAACCUUUCUUCAGUCAACCUGCAGCUGAAAAGAGAGCACAUUCGGCUCCACUCCGUCAUCCUGAAAAGCCCUGAGACCGAUUGCUCGGAGUACUUUGCGGACUCGCGAUCGUGCUUGCGGGAUACGAAGAUGUUGAUACAGAAGCUGAACCAAGGCUUGCGCGACAUGCUGGAGCUCGACAAGGAGGAGAUGAUGUACGAUAGCUGCUACUGGCCAGAGGUGAACAAGACCGUUGGUGUGGUCUCGAAGGUUCCAUCGAUCAUGAGAGAGAAGCUCAUCAGUCAGGCGAUCAACAGAGAUGCUUCCUGCAAGAUGAGUAUCGUGCGGAGGGUGCAGCAGGAGGCUUCAGUGAGGGAAAGCGCAUUGAAGAAGUUGUUGAAGUCGGAAGGAGAGAUGUCUGCUGAGGAGUUGAUCAAGCUGAAGAAGACUUGGCUUACAGUCUUGACCUCCACUCGCUCAAUCAAAAUCUUCUCGAACAUCUUCAGGAUACGAAAAGCGAUCUCGAUUCUGAGCCUGCAUGCAGCAAUGUCGGAGCGCCAGGAUGAUUCAAAGAUUGAUGAGGAAUACGACGAGGAACAUCUGAGGGGAGUCCAGCGGUGGCUCUACCGAUGCAUCUUAUCGAAAAGAUGGCAGAAGCUUCGCACGAUGAACAUGGACAUCAUAUCUGCAUUCUUGCAGGUGCGGCGAUACCUGCAGAGGGUGAGGAAGAUUCAAAGGGCCAUGAAGGAAUUUCUUGAGUCGACUCGGGAGACCAGGAGGCUUCACUUGCACUGCGUCGACUUGUACGAGAAGAACUUCAUCAUCCGGACUCUGAAAUCUCCAUCGAUUCAGCCCCCACUGACUUUGUACAUCGAUCAGGCACAUGAGCUCUUCAACCCAGGGGUAAAAUUCGAGCAUCCCAAGUCCUCGGAGGUGAAAUCGUUGAAGAUCGAAAGGGAGGUCAAAGAAGACUUCAUUCGCAAGGUUACAGACAUCCAACAAGUCUGUCUCACUGCUCACUUCCGCUACCAGCGUCUCAAACUCAAACGAAAGGAAUACAUUCUGGCUUCCCAGCACUAUGACGCGCAGGUUUCCAUCUGGAAAGACAAGCUCAUGCAGGUCAUGUUGUUUCGAGACGCCAUGAGCGACUGGUUCGCAAACGGAGAAUAUGAUCAGCAAAAGGUGCACCAGCUCCAAACAGGAAUCUUCGGGCCUGCCAUGGCGAGCAAGACCAUGGGGCUGGAAAAUCCAACUCGUCCUGUCCGACCCAUCUGGACAGGCUGUUACGCUCUCAGUGAGGAGGAAGCAUGUGAAAUGCUGCGAGAAUGCAAUCGAACAGCAGGGAGCACACGCAUGAGACGCGCGUUGUUCCCCGAGGCAAGGAUGCAGUUUUUGGAGGAGAGCGCAUGA